Molecule: messenger RNA, 2060 nt
Organism: Anopheles moucheti
Lineage: Eukaryota; Metazoa; Arthropoda; Insecta; Diptera; Culicidae
Gene: Rpn6
Product: 26S proteasome non-ATPase regulatory subunit 11
Exons: 4
Coding region: 241-1491 (416 amino acids)
Biological process (GO): ubiquitin-dependent protein catabolic process
Cellular component (GO): proteasome regulatory particle, lid subcomplex
Molecular function (GO): protein binding; structural molecule activity
Source: RefSeq, a predicted model, not a curated record
AACCGCUUCAUCGAAAACCCAUCACCCAGGAACGUUUCGUGUAAUUGUUGCGUGAAUUUCGUGAAAUAUAAUCAGUUUACAAGUGCAAAAAGCUCUGUUUUCGCCACACAACGUUUAAAACGCUGAAUCACACUGCUGUGUACCGAGAGGCGUUGGCAUCCGGACAGUAUAGAGGCAACCACAGCAACGAUAGAACACACCAAGGCUCAGUACUACUAGACCCCACUCAGUUGCAUCGAGAUGGCUGGCGCAAUGCUGAUCGACCGUGCCCAAUCGCACUCGCUGAAUCGGCAGGAUAUGACCAUCUUUGCGCGCGACCUCGAGGUGGACGAAAACGAUGAGGAACAGAUCCGACAGAAGGAACAGAAAAUUCUCGAGCUGGGCGAAACGUACAAGAAAGAAGGCAAGGCCAAGGAGCUGGCCGAUCUGAUCAAAGUGACCCGUCCGUUCCUGAGCUUUCUCAGCAAGGCGAAAGCAGCUAAACUGGUACGUUCGCUGGUGGAUCUGUUCCUGGACCUGGAAGCCGAAACCGGCAUAGAGGUACAGCUGUGUAAGGAAUGCAUCGAAUGGGCGAAGCAGGAAAAGCGCACCUUCCUCCGGCAGUCGCUUGAGGCUCGACUGAUUGCGCUUUACUUCGACACGGGCAUGUACACGGAAGCGCUUAAUCUUGGCAGCCAGCUGCUAAAGGAACUGAAGAAGCUGGACGACAAAAAUCUGCUCGUCGAGGUACAGCUGCUCGAGAGCAAAACGUAUCACGCGCUGAGUAAUUUACCGAAGGCCCGCGCUGCACUCACGUCCGCGCGUACCACAGCGAAUGCAAUCUACUGUGCGCCGAAGGUGCAAGCCACGCUCGAUCUCCAAUCGGGAAUUCUACAUGCGGCCGACGAGCGUGAUUUCAAAACUGCCUUCUCGUACUUCUACGAAGCGUUCGAAGGAUUCGAUUCCGUGCAGAGCAGCAAGGCACUGACCGCACUGAAGUACAUGCUGCUGUGCAAGAUCAUGCUCGGCCAAUCGGAUGAUGUGAAUCAAAUCGUCAGUGGCAAAUUGGCCAUCACAUACUCUGGACGCGAUAUCGACGCCAUGAAGGCGGUCGCGGAAGCAUCGCACAAACGCUCGCUGGCCGACUUUCAGGAUGCGCUGAAGCAGUACAAGAAAGAACUGGAGGAUGAUGUGAUCGUGAAGGCACAUCUCGGCACACUGUACGAUACGAUGCUCGAGCAGAACCUGUGUCGCAUUAUCGAACCGUACUCGCAAUGCGAGGUAAGCUUCAUCGCGGAACAGAUUGCCCUGCCCAUCGCCCAGGUUGAGAAGAAGCUUUCACAGAUGAUACUGGACAAGAAGUUUAGCGGCAUCCUGGAUCAGGGUAUCGGUGUGUUGAUCGUGUUCGAGGAAACGCCGGUCGACAAAACUUACGAGACUGCACUGGAAACGAUACAGCACAUGGGCAAGGUGGUCGAUACGCUCUACCAGAAGGCGAAGAAGCUGACGUAAAACGUGGUGGUGUUGUCCGUCUAUUGUUCCCGGCAACGGUUAGCGCAUAAUGCAAAUUAAUUAAUUUGUCUACCAGUCUUAACCUCUACUUCUCCGUAUCAUGUUGUUUUUUCCGGUUCAAAGAAACAAAAUCUCCCACUUGUGCAGAGAAUCCACACCCCACGGGCUAUCUGUUCACAAACCUAUCUAGCUCCUUUCAUUUAAAACAAAAAUCCGACUGACGAAUGUAUAGUUUUUAUCUGAAUGUUCACUGUUGCAUAAUCUCUGGCUGAGAAUUAAAAUUUGCGAAACAAGUGAGUUGGCAAAACGUUAAUACAUCUUUGCAAUGAAAUCUUCCGCCGAGUAGAAGAAUAAAUUGUCCGUACAAGAGCGAAACUCAUCUGCACAGUAACCUAACCAACCCAACGCCUGGCAAUGAAUUAGUCUAUUCCAUAUAAUUUGAAGGGUGUAGAAACUUGGUUCAUAACUCUGCUCAAAAGACUCACAAACCUCCAUAGUUGUGCGGGACAGAAGAAGAACGAAUAAAUUAUUUCCUCUUGAAAAUGCGAAACAAAAUAGAAAGUACAUCC